GCAACCAGCUUCUUCCGGUCGGUGUAGCCGAUUGCGGCAUCUCAUCGCUCCCUCUCACCUUUUCUCAUGGAAGCGCCAAAUGCAUGAGUGGCUUGCUCCAUCAUUGGCCGGAGCUAUCGAGGAUAGCUGAUAACGUAGCUAGGAGCUCAAUCGCGCCAUGCAGUCACCCCGCACCUUGGCCUCUUGAGUUCGGCCCUCCGAUCACGACUCCUCUCUCUUUCUCUCACCUUAUCACCUCAACUGCCUCGAACUUCCUUCACCUCUCCCUGUUUCUGGGCGACAACUUACUUGGCUCGGCUUACCAUGACAGUCAGCCAUGUGCCGCCAUCUCCACUCCGCUAGCAUGCAGACACUGUAGAUCCUUGCUGCGCUUCCCACGCCAUCCCGCGUCGGCACCAUCCGUCACCACCGCCAUCGUCGGCCAGCAUCUGUUGGAGUCGCAACGGUAGCCAAGAAAGACAAUGCUGCCCGUCUGCCAUGUCCGGCCUUGUACCCUGACUCGUUUUGCUGCGCUGGGCCUCGAGCACGUCAUGUACUGCCUACAUUACCCCUCCAAGACAAGCGUCCUGGGGUGGAAGAGAGGCACUCGAUGGCUUAUCGAUGCGAGAUGCGGUGAGAAGUUGUCACUCAUGUCCCCUCUGAGGUGAAGAUGGUGUAAGCCCAGCUGUCUGGCCUAGCUUCCCGCCGCCGCCUU
Messenger RNA from Colletotrichum phormii, 694 nucleotides. RefSeq lists its product as uncharacterized. Bases 84 to 449 code for a protein of 121 amino acids. The record is from RefSeq and is a predicted model, not a curated record. The transcript has a single exon. NCBI's taxonomy places the organism in Eukaryota, Fungi, Ascomycota, Sordariomycetes, Glomerellales, Glomerellaceae.